Lymnaea stagnalis (great pond snail) is the source of this 346-nucleotide messenger RNA. The record is from the annotation of a GenBank genome assembly. Lineage: Eukaryota; Metazoa; Mollusca; Gastropoda; Lymnaeidae.
AUGGGACUUCUGAACCAACACAAGGUUCAGCAGUGUCCCAAGAGCAAAUGUCUUCGCAGGAGUUUGUCUGCCAUGGAGACAACAGCAGGUCAAAAUCCUGCCAAACUUUCUAGCCAAUCUCCGAGCCAGUCACAGCCUUUGAAAAAAUCCAACCCAGCCCUCUUCAAGUCCCUCUCCACUACAGACCUCCACACUGAGCACCAGUCCAAUGUCAGCGACUUGCCCAAACUCAGAGAACAACUUGUGUUGGUGUCAACGGCAUCAUCCCCAUCACCAAUCAUCACAUCAAUUGCUUCAUUGUCUCCAAACCCAGAGUCGACGGACAUCUCCUCAAACAUCAACCAAC